UCUCUCUCUCUCUUAGUGAGUCAAAAGCCUAUAUAAAACUCCUAUCUCUACUCCUCUCAAGGGCCGGCCUUAAUGUUCCAGCAACUCCAAGAACAAAGGCCUCCCUUUCUACCAAAUUCACAAGAAAAAGAAAAACAAAAUUUUCUUUUGAAAACAAGAAGAAAUAUCUGAUACUGCUUCUUCUUCUACUCCAAAAUGGGAAGGUCUCCUUGCUGUGAAAAAGCUCAUACAAACAAAGGUGCAUGGACCAAAGAAGAAGAUGAUCGCCUUAUUGCUUAUAUUAGAGCUCAUGGUGAGGGUUGCUGGCGUUCUCUUCCCAAAGCUGCAGGCCUUCUUAGAUGUGGUAAAAGUUGCAGACUUCGCUGGAUUAACUAUUUAAGACCUGAUCUUAAACGUGGAAAUUUCACAGAAGAAGAAGAUGAACUCAUUAUCAAACUUCACAGCCUCCUUGGCAACAAAUGGUCUCUUAUAGCUGGUAGAUUACCAGGAAGAACAGAUAAUGAGAUAAAGAAUUAUUGGAACACUCAUAUAAGAAGAAAGCUUUUGAACAGAGGAAUAGAUCCUGCAACUCACAGGCCACUCAACGAGCCACCACAGGAAGCAUCAACGACAAGGACGACGACGACAAUAUCCUUCAAUCAUGUGAAAGAAGAAAACGAAAUGAUUAGCAACACAACUCCAGUUGUAUGUAAAGAAGAGAAGAACCCAGUUCAAGAAAAGUGUCCAGACUUGAAUCUUGAGCUUAAAAUCAGCCUCCCAUACCAAAGCCAGGUUCCUGAGCCGAUGAAAACAGGAGCCAGAGAUCUUUGUUUUGCCUGCAGGCUGGGUCUACAGAACAGCAAACACUGCAGUUGUAAUUUGGGUGCUCAUAUUGGUAGUAGCAGUGGCAGCACCAACUCUGGCUAUGAGUUCUUAGCCAUGAAAAGUGGUGUUUUGGACUAUAGAAGCCUGGAAAUGAAAUAAGAUAUUGAACUAUUCUUGAUCUUGUAGCUGAAAGAAAAAUGGAGAGAAAUGAGAAAGAGAUUGCCAUUAGAUUCAAAAGCCUAUCUAAUCUCUUCACUUUUCCCCUUCUAAUCUGUAUGAUUAUUAGAACAUAAAUAUAUAUAUACACUUGUAGUACAGUGAUUAUAGUUGAUGAAUGCAUGUUUUUCCACUCAUUGAAGCAUAAUUUUUCUUUAA
Molecule: messenger RNA, 1179 nt
Organism: Manihot esculenta (cassava)
Lineage: Eukaryota; Viridiplantae; Streptophyta; Magnoliopsida; Malpighiales; Euphorbiaceae
Product: myb-related protein 308
Exons: 2
Coding region: 196-963 (255 amino acids)
Source: RefSeq, a predicted model, not a curated record